AUGUCUCUUCACUCCGAGAACGUGAGCCUCGAGACUGUCCGCCGUGGCGAGGUAGAAAGCCAAGAUGGAGCCUCGAGCUUCCCGCUGUCAUACGGCGUCUUCCAAGACUACUAUUCGAAGCAUCCUGUCACCAAACAUGACUCGAAUAUUGCCGUCGUCGGAACCGCUGCCACCAGUGUCUACUAUCUCGGUGGACCACUCGCAACGCCCUUUGCAGCACGUUUUCAGGCAUGGCAGCGACACAUGAUCAUCAUCGGCUGGUUGGGAUGCGCCCUGUCGCUCCUGAUCGCCUCAUUUGCGACUUCAGUGCCUGGCCUCAUCGCAACCCAGGGGUUUCUCUACGGAUUUGCAUUCCUCUUCGUCAACUACCCACUUCUCCGAAUGCUUAAUGAAUGGUUCAUGGGGCACAGAGGUCUCGCGUACGGAAUCAUGUCGACCGGUGCUGGUUGUAGCGGAGUCGGCUUGCCAUUUCUUCUCGAGUCACUCCUUGCAAAAUACGGAUAUCAGACAACGUUACGGGCCAUGGCUGUGGCACAAUUCAUCACCUUACUUCCCAUGAUCCCCUUAAUCAAAGGACGGCUUCCAGUCUCGAGACGGGGUGUGCUGAAGAAAGACGAACUCAAUUUCUUCAAAAGGCCGCUGUUCUACUGCUUUGCCUUGACCAACCUCCUAGAAGCUCUCGGAUACUACAUCCCUGCUCUCUACCUACCAACAUACGCAACAUCGUUGGGUCUCUCGGGAACGAUGGGUGCGCUGAUUCUAGCCGCGAACAAUCUCGCCACGAUCUUUGGCCAGCUCGCCCUUGGCUACAUCACAGACCGCGUCAACAACGUGCUCAUCCUCGUCUUUAGUUCCUCAUUCAUCGCCGCAGUUGCGACGUUUGCUAUCUGGGGUUAUGCCUCAUCUCUUGCACCUCUACUAUUCUUCUCGGUGGUGUUCGGGCUGGCGACGGGCGGGUUUCCUUGUCUGUGGAACAAGUUCGGAUCGGCCCUCUCGGAGGAUCCGGAGCACGUGUACAGCUUCAUGGCCUUUGGUAAAGGUGUCGGCAAUAUCUUGACGGCCCCGAUCUCUGCACCGCUGGCAAUGGGUCCUCUGACACGUAGUUACAGUCUUGGGCGGUUUGCGCCGUUGAUCUUGUACACUGGAUCGAUGAUGUUGGCUUCAUCAAUUGCUGUUCUUUGUUGGCCGCUGAUGCGACACGCUGGUAAAUGA
This is a messenger RNA of Colletotrichum fioriniae, 1212 nucleotides long. The record is from RefSeq and is a predicted model, not a curated record. NCBI's taxonomy places the organism in Eukaryota, Fungi, Ascomycota, Sordariomycetes, Glomerellales, Glomerellaceae.